Messenger RNA from Plasmopara halstedii, 915 nucleotides. RefSeq names its product aspartyl protease family. Bases 1 to 915 code for a protein of 304 amino acids. The transcript is spliced from 3 exons. Lineage: Eukaryota; Oomycota; Peronosporomycetes; Peronosporales; Peronosporaceae. Gene Ontology annotation, molecular function: RNA binding. The record is from RefSeq and is a predicted model, not a curated record.
AUGGACAAGUAUAAACGUGUUGAGAAAUCUCGCCGCGAGGAACAGACGAUGGAGGUGGAUCCUAACGAGAUCCGCAUUACGCAACAAGGAAAAGUUCGCAGUUACAUCUCUUACGCCAACGGGCUCUUCGCCGAGAAAAAUGAGCGUCGAGUGGUUCUGAAGGCCAUGGGCAAUGCAAUUAGUAAAGCUGUGACAGUGGCGGAAAUUUUAAAGCAUCGCGUGGCUAAUCUACACCAAGUGACUCGCAUCUCAUCUAUCGAGACAGUUGACGUUUAUGAGCCACUGGAGGAGGGAUUAGAUCGCAUUGAGACUACGCGGCACAUCCCUGGUAUUUCAAUUCAGCUCUCGUUGGACCAAUUGGAGCAAAAUGAUCCGGGAUAUCAAAGCCCCAUUCCGCUGGACCAGGUGACGGCGGGUUUCCCAACUUACCAUGAAGGACGCGAGUAUAGAAAGUCACGGGGUCAUAGCAGGCGCUCGGGACGCAAUGGGAUAGAUGCUGCUGCAAAUGCUCAGAAAACUAUUGAAGAGACGGAUGAAGUAGAAGCUGGCCAGCAGACACCUGGUGAAGAUGAAGCAUCAAGUACAAAUGCACCUACAGCCCGUGGAAAGCGCGGUAAAGGACGGGGUCGAGGACGCAACGGCAAAUCACAUGGGCGAACAUCUGUUGAGGUGAAUGACAAUAAUCCUAAAAAUGCAGUCGAGCAGCAAGUAGAAAGCGAAGCUGCAAAUGCGGCAACCAAUCGAAAGGUCAAACGUGGAAGAAAAGGUCGAAAGACGAUAGUUAAUGGAAUUGAAGAAAAAGAGACAGAAAUUGAUGAAUUGACUGAGAAAAACGUUUCGAGCAAUGGACGCGAUAAUAAUGCCGCAUCUUCGACGUCUGCUGAUAAGGAAGACGAUCAAGUUACUGAGGCGUGA